CAAAGUUUGACUAAUGGAUUUGGCACAUGGAAUAUAUAAGGUAAAAUCAGAGUGGUAUCCCUGAAAUCGAAAAUGCGACGGCUUGCUGUACACAUUGCCAUUUUCUACCUAUUUCAAUGGGAAAUAGGAGCAGUGCUGAAUGAAAUAAACGAGCUGAAGUCCUGGCUGGAUCAGAACAUUAAAGGGCGACAGGACUCGGCCACGAUUGACACACUUAUAAUGCUUUGCGUCAUAGAAAUGAAAGCAGAGCGCAAGCUUCCGGCAAGGAUCGAUUUCCAGACAACCAACGAGAAUACUGUGCAAAACUACAUAAUCCUCCCGACCAUCAAAAUUUCGAACAUUACAAUCGUCUUCGCAGAUGAAAAGUCGCGUGUAUCAGCUAGAUCACAAGAACAAAAUAGAGACAAGAAACUAGAUAUAGCAAUUGGUCUUUUUAAAGAUUGUAUAACCAAGAAAAUAAACGUUCUGGACCACUUAGAAGAAUAAAAAGCUACUGCUGCUAGAUGGAUCUUA
Messenger RNA from Drosophila yakuba, 513 nucleotides. RefSeq lists its product as uncharacterized. The transcript is spliced from 2 exons. NCBI's taxonomy places the organism in Eukaryota, Metazoa, Arthropoda, Insecta, Diptera, Drosophilidae. The record is from RefSeq and is a predicted model, not a curated record. Bases 73 to 486 code for a protein of 137 amino acids.